Messenger RNA from Setaria italica (foxtail millet), 699 nucleotides. RefSeq lists its product as uncharacterized. Lineage: Eukaryota; Viridiplantae; Streptophyta; Magnoliopsida; Poales; Poaceae. The transcript is spliced from 3 exons. The record is from RefSeq and is a predicted model, not a curated record. Bases 325 to 699 code for a protein of 124 amino acids.
UUGAGAGCCGCCGCCGCCGAUGCCACAGUAGCGCGACACUUAGAGGUGUACCUGUUGUGGCUCUUCGGCUGGAUCUUGUUGUGCACGUCGUAGGGGAAUUCGGUGCCUAAGCACCUUCUUCCUUACGCGAGGGCUAUUGCGGAGGCCCCGCUCGACGAGGUUCCACAGUACAGUUGGGGUUCAGCUAUAUUGGCGGCCACCUAUAGGGGUCUUUGCACGGGCUGCUGCAAGAUAAUUUUGGCGGAGCCAAUCUUCCUUGGCUGCCCGUUGCUGCUUCCGCUGUGGUCGUACGAGCGGUUCCCGAUAGGGCGACCCCAUAUUGACAUGUCCCCCUACCCCGAGGGUUUCAAUGAUGACGACGUUGACAGGCCCACGAUGGGGUCGUUGUGGUGCCUGAGGAAGGGAAUAUGGGUGGGGGUGCAGACGAAGAAGUCAUACCCAGACUUCGUCGGUCUGUUCGAUGCUCUUGUCGACACCAACUUGAGGUGGAGACCCUACAACUUCAAGGAGGUGCAGGCUCGUGCCCCGCAUGGCCUCUCUUCACUGUGCCAUCGGGACAUGGAGUACUGGAGGACGAUGAGGCCACUAGUCUACGACAUCCACAUCGAGGACUACGCGGUUCACCGUGUGAUGAGGCAGUUCGCCCUGUACCAGUACUCCCCACUUCCGGUUACUUCUGUUGUCCCGACCGCCGGCUAG